Messenger RNA from Saprolegnia parasitica CBS 223.65, 1726 nucleotides. Its product is annotated as TKL protein kinase. The coding region runs from base 1 to 1683 and encodes 560 amino acids. The transcript has 4 exons. NCBI's taxonomy places the organism in Eukaryota, Oomycota, Saprolegniomycetes, Saprolegniales, Saprolegniaceae. Gene Ontology annotation, molecular function: protein kinase activity; ATP binding. Gene Ontology annotation, biological process: protein phosphorylation. The record is from RefSeq and is a predicted model, not a curated record.
AUGGCCGUCGCCGUUGUCGUCGUCGGCCUCUCGCUCGCGGUCGUUGUCUCGCCCGUCGCCGCGGCCAUUGCGACCAUCUACCUCGAGGCCAACUACAGCGGCUUGUCGCUCGACCUGGACGUCUUUAGCGGCAACGCGAGCCUGCCGUGGUCGCUCGGUAUUGCGUCGUUGCGUAUCGCGCCAGGGUACGAGGUCGUGGGCUACGACGCACCGGCGUUUCAGGGCUACUACAUGGUCUGGGAUGAAGACGCGCCGUCGCUCGGAUCGCUUUGGUUGUCGCGCAUCCUGUCGUUCAAGGUUCGCAGCGCCACGAACGACCUCUUGCUGUCGCCCAACAACCUCCAAAACGUCGUCAAUGUCUACCAAGCGAGCAAUUUUUCCGGGCAACGGCGGUCGCUGCACCUCGGCAAGGCCACGUUCAACUCGCCACUGGCGCGCGCCGUCAUGUCCAUCAAGGUCACCCCGGGAUACCUCUUUGUCGCGUACGACGGACCUGACCAAUCGGGCAAGUCGACGUCGUUUGCCGCCGACGCAGACGCGCUUGCGACGUGGGACGCUCGCAUUCUAUCGUACGACCUUCGACGGGUCACCAAUGCGACGGUGACACCAGCCACGCUCGUGCCACCGCCGCGCCCAUCAACGCCACCCACCCCAACAUCGACCGACGAAGCGACCAACUACACGACCAUCAUCCUUGUGUGCACGGCCGCCGUCGUCGUUCUUGUCGGUCUCGUCGGUCUCUGCCUCUUGCGCCGCAUCAAAGCUGCCAAAUCCAAAGGCACGUCGACCUCCCAGGGUACCACAUCGCGUCACAGCCAGGGCGAGAGUGCGUCAUUGGCGCUCUCGUUUGACGCGAUUUACAAGCUCGCGUUGGACGGCUCGCUUUUGUCGCUCGAGCAACUCAUUGGCUGUGGCGCGUACGCUGAAGUGUGGCGAGCCUCGUUCCAGUCGCAACCCGUCGCGGUCAAGACGCUCCUCUCCAACCGCGCGACAAACCAAGGCAUUCAAGAUUUUGUGCACGAGAUUGCACUUAUGGCCAGCUUUGACUCGCCUUACAUUGUUCGUGUCCUCGGUGCGACGUGGCAUCGCCCGUCGGACCUCAAAUGCAUCAUGGAACUCAUGAACCUCGGCGACCUCAAAGACUACUUGGUGCACCAUUCACCCAGCUCGUAUCCGUGGAGCCAGAAACUCGCUGCGAUCCAAGCGAUUGCCAAUGCACUGGUGUACUUGCAUUCGCUCAACAUUAUUCAUCGUGAUCUCAAGUCCCGAAAUGUGCUUCUCGACUCGAAAAAAGGCACCAAAAUCGUUGAUUUUGGGGUCUCGCGCGAAGACACGCACGCGACCAUGACCACGGGCGUCGGUACCUUUCGAUGGAUGGCCCCCGAGGUGCUCCAAGACAGCUACUACAGCGUCGCCGCCGACAUUUACUCGUUUGGGAUGGUGCUCUCAGAAUUUGACGCGCACCACAUUCCGUACCAGAAUGUGAAAAAUACCAAAACAGGCCUCCCGCUGGUCGACACGGCCAUCAUCGGAGCCGUUCUCAACGGUGCGCUGCGGCCCGAGUUUUCGACGUCAUGCCCCGCGUCCAUCCGAGACCUUGCGCUCAUGUGCUUGGCCCACGACGCGGCCAAUCGCCCCACCGCCUACGAAAUCGCAGUCAGGCUCAAAGAGAUCCAGUUGUAGACCAAACGACGACGACUAAUAUUAUUACUUUCUAUUUGGCCAG